UUCCCCUCCAAUCACCAAACCAGUGAAGCAAAUACUCGAACUUUCUGAUCGUCCAAUCCAUUCACAAUGUCGCUCAUCCCAAAUUUCCGACGAAACAGCGUCUUCGACCUCGAUCUCUGGGACCCAUUCAGGGAUUUCCAAUUCCCUUCUUCAUCUCUCUCCACAUUCCCUGAAUUUCCUCGCGAAAAUUCGGCUUUCAUCAACACCAGGAUCGACUGGAAGGAGACCCCAGAAGCCCAUGUGUUCAAGGCCGACCUUCCGGGGCUGAAGAAAGAAGAGGUCAAGGUUGAGAUUGAAGAUGACAGGGUGCUGCAGAUCAGCGGAGAGAGGAAGAUAGAGAAGGAGGACAAGAACGACAAGUGGCACCGGGUCGAGAGAAGCAGCGGCAAGUUCUCCAGGAGAUUCAGACUUCCUGAGAAUGCGAAGCUUGAUGAGAUUAAGGCUGCUAUGGAGAAUGGAGUUCUCUGUGUGACUGUUCCUAAGGCAGAGGUGAAGAGGCCUGAUGUCAAAGCCAUUGAAAUUUCUGGCUAAUCUUGCAAUUACGAUAAUCUUUCUC
Messenger RNA from Rosa rugosa (rugosa rose), 556 nucleotides. Its product is annotated as 18.1 kDa class I heat shock protein-like. The coding region runs from base 67 to 531 and encodes 154 amino acids. Lineage: Eukaryota; Viridiplantae; Streptophyta; Magnoliopsida; Rosales; Rosaceae. The record is from RefSeq and is a predicted model, not a curated record. The transcript has a single exon. Gene Ontology annotation, biological process: response to heat; protein folding; response to hydrogen peroxide.